UGUGAGAAGUCUCCACUAUCAUCACAGUGCAUCAUCACCGUUGUUUUGAGGGUUCAAAAAUAAAUUGGAUAGAUAUUUUCACUACAGCUAACUUGACCCUGACACCAUUAAACCUUCUUAGUAAAUAAACAAGCUUAGGUUUACAGUGGCACAAAUGACUGUAAACUCGAUGGUAUGCUGGAGUGAGCAGUAAAGUGGAUUCGAGUCGGUUCAACUGAAUCGUUACAAAGAACCAUUUCAAAUGAACUAUUCUUUCUGCGGAGUCGAACCGCGCUGACACUUAGAUGAUGAUGAUGAUGAUGAUGAUGAUGAUGAUGUGAGGAUCCGCCGACUGAACCGAUUCUCGUGAAUAUCAGAGAAUAAACAGACGCUCAUCCUGACAGAACAUGACGGAGCUUCACCGCAGAUGCUCUCCGCCCGGGUUCAGCCGCUCCAGCGCCGCGGGUGGAGGUGGAGGAAAAGGCGGAUUAUCUCAGCCGGCUGGAUGGCGCUGUCUGCUGUCUCUCACCAUCCUUUUCCUGGCGUGUGUGUGCGGAUUCAUCUCCAGACUGUUCGCGGUGAUCCGCUUCGAGAGCCUCAUCCAUGAGUUUGAUCCGUGGUUUAAUUACAGAUCCACCCAUCAUCUGAGCACCAGCGGCUUCUACGAGUUCCUCAACUGGUUUGAUGAGAGAGCCUGGUAUCCUCUGGGGCGGAUCGUCGGAGGAACGGUCUAUCCUGGUCUGAUGGUGACCGCGGGUCUGAUUCACUACAUCCUGAACCUCGUCCACCUGAGCGUUCACAUCCGGGACGUCUGCGUGUUCCUGGCGCCCGUCUUCAGCGCUCUGACCGCCAUCGCCACCUUCCUGCUGACGCGGGAGCUGUGGAGUCAGGGGGCGGGGCUUCUGUCCGCCUGCUUCAUGGCCGUCGUCCCCGGAUACAUCUCACGCUCGGUCGCCGGGUCCUUCGAUAACGAGGCCGUGGCCAUAUUCGCCCUGCAGUUCACCUACUUCCUGUGGGUGAAGUCCAUCAAAACUGGAUCGGUGUUCUGGACCGUCGGAUGCUGCCUCUCGUAUUUCUACAUGGUGUCGGCUUGGGGCGGUUACGUCUUCAUCAUUAAUCUGAUUCCUCUUCACGUGUUCGUUCUGUUGUUGAUGCGACGCUUCAGUAAGAGAGUUUACAUCGCGUACAGCACGUUCUACAUCAUUGGUCUGAUUCUGUCGAUGCAGAUUCCUUUUGUUGGUUUUCAGCCAAUCAGAACCAGCGAACACAUGGCAGCGGCCGGUGUGUUCAUUCUCGUGCAGCUCUACUCGUUCCUGCAGUUCCUGCGAGACAGACUGACGCUGCAGGACAAACAGACUCUGUUUUCUGUCUUCGUUUGUGUCGCUGCGCUGCUGCUGUUUGUUUGUGUCGUUUACUUCAGUGGCAUCGGUUGGAUCGCUCCGUGGAGCGGACGCUUUUAUUCCCUCUGGGACACGGGCUACGCUAAGAUUCAUAUUCCGAUCAUUGCGUCGGUAUCGGAGCAUCAGCCCACCACCUGGGUUUCCUUCUUCUUUGAUCUUCACAUCCUGGUCUGCACCUUCCCAGCAGGCCUGUGGUUCUGCAUCAGGAACAUCAGCGCAGAGCGCGUGUUCGUGGUUCUGUACGGCAUCAGCGCGGUGUAUUUCGCCGGUGUGAUGGUGCGGCUCAUGCUGACUCUGACGCCGGUGGUGUGCGUUCUGUCGGCCGUGUGUUUCUCCAGCGUGUUUGAGCGCUAUCUGGGCGACGAGCUCAAGCAGGACGAUCCUCCGGCUGAAGACGCCCGCGACGACAACGACAGGAAGAACUCUGGGAGUCUCUAUGAUAAGGCUGGUAAGCUGCGUAAGCAUCACGUGUGUGAAGAGGGUUUGGGUUCUAACAUCAGGAGUCUGGUGAUGGUCCUCCUGCUGCUGCUGCUGCUGAUGUUCACCGUUCACUGCACGUGGGUCACCAGCAACGCUUACUCCAGUCCCAGUGUCGUGCUGGCUUCACACAACCAUGACGGCUCACGCAGCAUCCUGGACGAUUUCAGAGAGGCGUACUAUUGGCUGCGACUCAACACCGAUCAACACGCUCGUGUCAUGAGCUGGUGGGAUUAUGGGUAUCAGAUCGCAGGCAUGGCCAACAGAACCACGCUAGUGGACAACAACACCUGGAACAACAGCCACAUCGCGCUGGUGGGCAAAGCCAUGGCGUCCAAUGAGAGCACGGCGUAUGACAUCAUGAGGCUGCUGGACGUGGACUAUGUGCUGAUCAUCUUCGGAGGGGUGAUCGGAUACUCGGGCGACGACAUCAACAAGUUCCUGUGGAUGGUGAGGAUCGCUGAGGGAGAACAUCCUAGAGACGUGCGGGAGAGUGAUUUCUUCACACCUCAGGGAGAGUUCAGGGUGGAUAAAGCUGCGUCUCCAGCGCUGCUCAACUCUCUGAUGUAUAAGAUGUCUUACUAUCGCUUCGGAGAAAUGCAGCUGGACUUCAGAACUCCUCCAGGAUUCGACCGGACUCGAAACGCAGAGAUCGGAAACAAAGACGUGAAGCUGAAGCACCUGGAGGAAGCCUUCACCUCGGAGCACUGGCUCGUUCGGAUCUAUAAAGUCAAAGAUCUGGAGAACAGACAGCCGCUGGAGCGCAGACCUCCAGUCACACACAGACUCUCCUCCAGAAAGGGCUGCAGGAGGAAACGAGGAUUCAUUAAAAACAAACUUGUUCUGAAGAAAGGUAGAAGACUGAACCGGAGACAGAAGAGAACGAGACUAGUCUGAACCGAAGCGGAUCAGUGAAGAUGAAGACUGACUGUUUGAUUUCAGCUGAUUUCAUACUUGAAUAUAUGUUUGACACAACGGGUUUUUCAGUGACAAAGAGAAUGAAGAUGUUGAACCAAAGAGCUCAUAUGUGGAUGAAUAUAACAUUUACACUAAAAAAAAAAGCCAAAUAUUAAGAUUUAUCUAUUAAAAUUGCAUAUAUAAUUUUAACUUCUUCAUUUAUUGAUUAUUAAUUAAAUUACUUAGCGGUUUUAACUUUAAUAAACUUAAUGUUUGUCAUAUAAAACACAAUUUUUGAACAUUUUCAAAAUGCAUUCAUUCAGAUUGCUUAAAUCUGUUUAAAAUUCAAGUUCAAGUUAUUUGGUUAAAAGUAUUAAUAUGGUUAUAGCGUGACUAAUUGUGGAACAAGCAACAUUCAUAAAUCAGACUGAUUUAUGACAAAUAUUUAAACUUUAUCAUUGUGUGUUUAAAACACAUUCAGUUUAUUAGUACUGUUGUCCAACUUGUUUCAUUUAAGUAUGACUGACAAAUAUGCAUCACAGUAAGUUUAUUACAGUUUAUUACAUAAACAUUAUGUGCAAUUUAAUGACUUAAAUCUUAAAUUUAGGCCUAAAAAUUUGAAGUGUAUAGUGAAAUGUAUUCUUGUGUAAAAGUAAUUCUUAAAAGGCUGCUGAUAUUUUAAACGAUUGCGAGUUUGGGGGUAUUUUGUAACAAUGAAUCAACGAUGCAAUAAUUAUCAAUACUUUCUGUCAUGACUGUGAAGGGAUUUUCUUUUUGUGGUAAAUGUACAACAAUAAUUCUUUUACUUGUAAUUUUGAAUGCGACAUUUAUUGUACAGUUUUAUAUGCAAUAAAAUCUUAUUUCCACAGCUACUGAAAUCACUGUCUCUCCUCAGACUUUAAAUCAUGUUUGUGUGGAUUUCUACUGUAUCUGAAUUCUGUACUGAUU
Puntigrus tetrazona (Sumatra barb) is the source of this 3701-nucleotide messenger RNA. Its product is annotated as dolichyl-diphosphooligosaccharide--protein glycosyltransferase subunit STT3B-like. Bases 387 to 2753 code for a protein of 788 amino acids. Gene Ontology annotation, molecular function: dolichyl-diphosphooligosaccharide-protein glycotransferase activity. The transcript is spliced from 16 exons. Gene Ontology annotation, cellular component: membrane. Gene Ontology annotation, biological process: post-translational protein modification. NCBI's taxonomy places the organism in Eukaryota, Metazoa, Chordata, Actinopteri, Cypriniformes, Cyprinidae. The record is from RefSeq and is a predicted model, not a curated record.